Molecule: messenger RNA, 1684 nt
Organism: Bradysia coprophila
Lineage: Eukaryota; Metazoa; Arthropoda; Insecta; Diptera; Sciaridae
Product: RNA-splicing ligase RtcB
Biological process (GO): tRNA splicing, via endonucleolytic cleavage and ligation
Cellular component (GO): nucleus; tRNA-splicing ligase complex
Molecular function (GO): RNA ligase (GTP) activity; RNA ligase (ATP) activity
Source: RefSeq, a predicted model, not a curated record
UUCACACAAACAGUGUAUCUCAGAAAAAAACACCGGACAGACCAUUUAGGAAUACGAUUACGAAUCCUGCGUUAUUUUCUACAUUCACUGAAAAAAUUACUCGAAAUUUAAUUUACCAUCAAGUGCCAAUCAUUAAGUCUAACAAUGGUUGUCCGUCCCUACGAGCAGGAAUUAAAGUACAUUGAGAAAAUCAAUGACCAUUCCUAUCGCAUCAAAGUCGGAUUCCAACCAAACAUGAAUGUCGAGGGAGUCUUCUACGUAAACAGUCACCUCGAAAAGUUGAUGUUCGAAGAAUUGCGAAAUGCCUGUCGACCAGGCCAAACGGGUGGCUUCUUGCCAGGAGUCAAACAAAUAGCCAAUGUUGCUGCUCUGCCCGGCAUUGUGGGAAAAUCGGUCGGUUUACCGGAUAUACACUCCGGCUACGGAUUUGCUAUUGGUAACAUGGCAGCGUUUGAUAUUAACGAUCCGAAUUCGAUUGUGUCACCGGGUGGUGUUGGUUUCGACAUUAAUUGUGGCGUGCGUUUGUUGCGUACGAAUUUGUUUGAGAAAGAUGUACAGCCAGUCAAAGAGCAAAUUGCCCAGAGUUUAUUCGAUCAUAUUCCGGUCGGGGUCGGUUCCAAAGGUAUUAUACCGAUGAAUGCCAAAGAUUUGGAAGAAGCUUUGGAAAUGGGAAUGGACUGGUCGCUGCGAGAAGGAUACGUCUGGGCUGAAGAUAAGGAACAUUGUGAAGAGUAUGGACGCAUGUUGAGUGCCGAUCCGUCAAAGGUCAGUAUGCGUGCAAAGAAGCGAGGUCUACCACAGUUGGGAACAUUGGGUGCAGGGAAUCACUACGCCGAGAUUCAAGUGGUUGACGAAAUCUACGAUAAAUUUGCGGCGAGCAAAAUGGGAAUUGAAGAUAAAGGGCAAGUUUGUGUGAUGAUUCAUUCAGGAAGUCGAGGCUUCGGUCAUCAAGUUGCUACGGAUGCAUUGGUUCAAAUGGAAAAGGCAAUGAAACGUGACAAAAUUGAAACCAACGAUCGACAACUAGCUUGUGCACGGAUCAAAUCCACCGAGGGACAAGACUAUCUAAAGGCCAUGGCUGCUGCAGCAAAUUUCGCUUGGGUUAACCGAAGUUCGAUGACAUUUUUGACUAGACAGGCCUUUGCAAAACAGUUCAAAACUACCCCGGAUGACCUGGAUAUGCAUGUCAUUUACGACGUGUCACAUAACGUUGCCAAAAUUGAAGAGCACAUGGUAGAUGGAAAACAAAAAACGCUUCUAGUCCAUCGAAAAGGCGCUACAAGAGCCUUCCCGCCACAUCACCCAUUGAUACCAGUCGACUAUCAAUUAACUGGUCAGCCAGUGCUGGUUGGUGGCACUAUGGGAACUUGCAGUUACGUUUUGACGGGAACCGAAAAAGGAAUGAGCGAAACGUUUGGCUCGACGUGUCAUGGAGCGGGACGAGCUCUGUCGCGCGCCAAGUCACGCAGAAAUUUAGAUUAUUUGGACGUGCUCGAAAAUAUGAAAUCUCUUGGCAUAGCGAUACGCGUUGCAUCACCGAAAUUGGUAAUGGAAGAGGCACCAGAGUCCUAUAAAAAUGUUACCGACGUUGUUGAUACUUGUCAUGCCGCUGGAAUUAGCAAAAAAUGCAUUAAGUUGAGACCGAUCGCUGUAAUCAAAGGCUAAAUAAAAUUUUCAUAAUUUU